ACUAGAGUUCAUAACUUAAUUACAGCGUUUACGACAACAUACAUGCGUUUUCAAUCUGAUUUAAUCCGUCGCUCAUUGUGCAUGUAUUUGUAAAGCGUCUGUUCUUUCAGUUUCUACUACAAUGCGAAAUAAAAAUGUCUAAGAGAGGUCGAAAGACGUCCGCGAUUGUUGCGCCAAAAUAUCAGUCGAUCACAAACUUUUUGAACCAAGAAAGCAAGAGCCAAUAAAUGCCGAAUCAUUCGUGUUAACAUUCUUUUUAAGUUUAAAGUUUAUAUUAUGGAAUGUUUCAAGGGUAAAAGAUGUUAUGAAACAUCUGUUUAUUAAAGUUAAUUAUAAUUGUUUACAGUUUUAUUGAAUCAAUACAAGUAUGCAGCUUCAACAGAUGAAAAGCAGAAAUGAUUAUAAGUUGUCAAGAUGAUAAAGAAGGCAGUGUGUGAAAUUUGCAAGGAUGCAGAACAUAAAUACAGAUGUCCUCAGUGUAAAAUAGUAUACUGUUCUCUGGAAUGCUACAAACAACAUAAAGACUUAUGCCAGUCAAAGCCUCGAACUGAAAAUGUGACAGCUUCUCCCACAAGCAUCCAAUCACAGCUGUCAGAUAUUCCUGAGUUUGAACUGACUGAAGAUGACACAGAAGACAGAGUUGGACUUGACCAAUUGAAGGCACUUGGGUCAGACAAGAGCUUGAAGGAGAUGCUUGCAAACCCCCACCUGAGACAGAUGUUAGUGGCACUCGUGCAGUCAGAAAGCCCUGACCAGAAGCUGAGGCUUGCAAUGCAGGAACCCAUCUUUACUGAGUUUGCUGACAAGUGUCUGCAUCUGGUGGAAACAGAAAGUCGUAAUGGUGGAAGUUAGAACUGUUGUCUGUUUAUGUGACUUUUAAGAGGCUCACGGAGCAGCCUGCACUCAAUGUUGUUACACAGUCUUUGUCACUGAAAAUGCUGACAUGUGAACAUAAUGAACACAUGAAAACUGAGUGAUGGAUGGGGAUAUUAGUACUGUUAUCUGUCGUAGACAUGUUGCUUACAAGUGGAUACACUGUAAACGGUGGUUUAUAAAUCAUGGAAGUUUGUAUAUAAUCUUUAUGCUAGCCAGUCAUGGAUUGGCCUGAGGAAGUGCUUGAUGGUAUCAUUUUGAGUGACAGUGUAAAAGAUACAUGUUUAUGUUAGUUAGGGAUUGACACAAUUGGUAACAAAGUCCGUUGCAAAACUUUAAUGUAAUGGGGAUAUAAAAUUCAUAUAAUUGUUUUAGCAGAGUGUUUACACUAGUUGCUCAUUAAUACCAAAUUUUAUAAAAUAAAAUGUGUCAGUUAGAGAACAUUUUUCAAUCGUUCUAACAAAUUUCCAUGAGUAGUUCAUAAAAUAUUGUAUGUGGCAAGAACGAAUGUUAUAUCUUUUUAGCUCACCUGAGUACAAUGUGCUCAUGGUGAGAUUUUGUGAUCGCCUUUUCGUGCAGCGGCAACAUUUUUCUUGUUAACACUCUAGAGGACACAUUUUUUAUCAGAUCUUCAUGAAAUUUGGUCAAAAGAUUUGUCUGAAUGAUAUCUUGGACGAGUUCAAAAAUGGUCACGGUUGCUUGAAAAACAUGGCUGCCAGGCAGCAGGGCAUUUUUCCUUAUAUAGCUUUAUAUAUGGCUAUGGUAAAACCUUUUAAACACCUUAGAGGCGACAUUUAUCUUCAUGAACCUUGGUCAGAAGAUUUGCCCCAAGGAUAUCUUGAACAAUUUCGAUAAUGGUUUUGGUAGGUUGAAAAACAUUUCUGCCAGGGAGUGGAGCAUUUUCCUUAUAUGGCUGUAGUAAAAACUUGUUUACACUCUAAUUCAUUGUGACAUUUAUUGUCCAAUCUUCAUGAAACUUUGUCAGAACAUUUGUUCUAAUGAUAUCUUGAACAAGUUCAAAAAUGGUCCGCUUGCUUGAAAGACAUAGCCGCAAAGGGGGGCUGGGCAUUUUUCCUUAUAUGGCUAUAUAUUACUAUAGUAAAACCUUGUUAACGCUCUAGAUGCCUCAUUUUUUGUCUGAUCUUAAUGAAACUUGGUCAGAAGAUUUGUCCCAAUAAUAUUUUGCACGAGUUGGAAAAUGGUUCUGAUUGGUUGAAAAACAUGGCGACCAGGGGAUGGGGCAUUUUUCCUUAUAUUGCUAUAGUAAAAACUUGUUUACACUCUUCAGUUUAUUGUGACAUUUAUUGUCCAAUCUUCGUAACACUUGGUCAGAACAUUUGAUUAAUUAUAUCUUGGAUCAGUUAAAAAAUAGUUCUGGUCUGUUGAAAAACAUGGCCGCCAGGGGUCGGGUAAUUUAUCCUAAUUUGGCUAUAGUAAAACUUUGUGAGCACUCUAAAAGUUUUAUUUAUUGUUCAUUCUUCAUGAAACUUGGUAAGACCAUUUGUUCUUAUGAUAUCUUAUUUAUUGCAUGCUUUCUAACAAAAGAUCAAACCUUUAAUUUACCUAAAUAUGUUGAUAAAUUGUUUAUUAAAUAGAUUCUGAAUGGUAUUUUUUUCAUAUAUAAAUACACAUCAUGUAUUGGUCAGUCAUGGAAUUUGUGAGCUCAUGAAAAUGCAAACACGUUAAUUAAUGUUGUUUAUACUGAAAAACGAUAUACUGCGUGUGUUAUUUGUGAUGCCGUAUAUUUUAUAUAUUUGUAGAAGAAAAACGGUUUAAAAAAAUGAAAUUUUUCAUUUAAAAACUAAGAUUCAAUAAAUAAGUAAAAUUAA
Dreissena polymorpha is the source of this 2702-nucleotide messenger RNA. RefSeq names its product zinc finger HIT domain-containing protein 3-like. Gene Ontology annotation, molecular function: protein binding. Gene Ontology annotation, biological process: snoRNA localization; maturation of LSU-rRNA from tricistronic rRNA transcript (SSU-rRNA, 5.8S rRNA, LSU-rRNA); box C/D snoRNP assembly. The transcript has 6 exons. Bases 415 to 852 code for a protein of 145 amino acids. NCBI's taxonomy places the organism in Eukaryota, Metazoa, Mollusca, Bivalvia, Myida, Dreissenidae. The record is from RefSeq and is a predicted model, not a curated record. Gene Ontology annotation, cellular component: pre-snoRNP complex; nucleus.